AUGGCAAGCCGCACUUACGCGGCCGAGAAUAGUAAAAUUCAAUCUGCGGGUGCGCAGGUGCUAGGCGGGGAUGUGAUGGAUGCAAUCAAGAGGUCUCCUAGGGUUACUUCGGGUCACCCUGUUCGAUGGGAGAUUCAUGUGGAAAUCCAUUGGUCGCUUGGGCGUGACCGCUUGACAGUGGAUGUUAGUGAAAAUGAACCCUAUUCCAUAUGGCACGUAAAAUUUGUGCAAAGUAUACGACUACGUGGUAAUUCUGAAGAGGUCAUCGCUGCUGUUGUAACUUCUGAUCAGCACCGUCGUGGCCUAUAUUUGGUAACCGUCAGUAGUGUUUUUGAGUCUUCGUUAGAACUUAAAGAUAUAGACCACACAGAAAUUAGAAACAGCCAUCCGGAGAAGAUUGCAAGCCCGAGCCAUGGGUAUGAGGUUCUUUGA
Messenger RNA from Histoplasma capsulatum G186AR, 432 nucleotides. RefSeq lists its product as uncharacterized. The transcript has 2 exons. The record is from RefSeq and is a predicted model, not a curated record. Lineage: Eukaryota; Fungi; Ascomycota; Eurotiomycetes; Onygenales; Ajellomycetaceae. The coding region runs from base 1 to 432 and encodes 143 amino acids.